AACAAAAAAAAAAAAAACGAAAAAGAAAAUUAGAGGUCAGAGUCAGACUGGCUGACAGUUUCGCAGAAAAGACCGACCGCGAGAAAUUAUCUUCCUCUGCUCUUCCUCGCUCGCUCGCUCGCUCGGUCUCAAUUCGCGGGGGGAUCACAGAGAGGAAGAUCUUCCAGUCUUGUUUGGGGGGCGCGAAAAUUGAAGAGGAAAUCACAGCUCGAGAGCUAGGGUUUUACUGCGGAGUCACAGUGAGAAAUGGAUCAGAUAAUGAACAAGGUAGGCUCGUAUUGGUUCAGCCAGAAGGCCAACAAGGAGAUCGACUCCAUCGGCGACGAUUUCAACUCCCUGUCCAGCAGCAUCAAUGGGAGUGCCAAAUGGAUUGUCAACAAACUUAAAGGUAAGAUGCAGAAGCCAUUGCCAGAACUACUCAAGGAGUAUGGAUUGGCAGUAGGGAUAUUCCCUCGCGACGCGACCAACUACGAGUUCAAUGAAGAAACAGGGAAACUCACAGUCUUCAUCCCAACAGUCUGCGAAGUGGGCUACAGAGACUCCUCUGUUUUACGCUUUUCCACUACAGUCACAGGAUAUCUCGAGAAAGGAAAGCUGGUCGAUAUAGAAGGGAUGAAGACGAAGGUGAUGAUCUGGGUGAAGGUGACUGCUAUAUCAGCUGAAGGCUCAAAGCUACAUUUCACUGCAGGCAUGAAGAAGACCAGGAGUCGGGAUGCGUACGAGGUCCUUAGAGAUGGUGUCAUCAUGGAUAAGUUCUAAUAUGUUUUUAAGUCAUAAGCUAGUACUUAUGUUGAAGAAGCUGCGGACUGUUAACCUGUCAUAUAUGAUUCGUUGAAUGUGCUAUAUAGGAAUGUCUUCCGAAAGGAUAAACUGAACCACUUUGAGUUUGUUUUAUGGAGGUGCUCUGUUUUCUUCUGUAA
This is a messenger RNA of Punica granatum (pomegranate), 920 nucleotides long. The record is from RefSeq and is a predicted model, not a curated record. Lineage: Eukaryota; Viridiplantae; Streptophyta; Magnoliopsida; Myrtales; Lythraceae.